Molecule: messenger RNA, 1097 nt
Organism: Vitrella brassicaformis
Lineage: Eukaryota; Vitrellaceae
Source: the annotation of a GenBank genome assembly
GGGAUGUGCAGGAGAGGAUGUAUGGGAGAGGACACAGAAGAGUCCAUACAAGACCAUGCUAUCACAGACACUUGUAGAUCUCUCGAAUUCAGCGGCUCAUUCAUGACCAUUGUGGGCGCAUCGAGUCUUCACAAGCUGGCAUGAUGAAGAAGGUGCAUUUCGACUUCACUGGCAAGGUCAGAUCUACGCAGAAACAAUUGAUGGAUGCACCUUGCUGUUGCCUCUGACUGUGUGCAGCGUGCGCUCGUCACAGGGGCUGGCAAAGGCAUUGGCCGGGCGGUGGCAAAGGCCCUCAUCGACAGCGGCGCUGAGGUGAUUGCAGUGACAAGGACGCAGGCCGAUCUUGACUCCCUGAAGGCAGAGGUGGCCGCUGAGGGGAAACCCAGCAAUUGCCUUGUGUGCGUCGCUGUGGAUGUGGGUGACGCCGGUGCUCUGCGGCCUGCACUGGAGGGCUGCGGCGACAUCGACCUGGUGGUCAACAACGCGGGCAUCAACGUGCUGCAGACCUUCCUCGAGACCACGGCAGACGCCUUCGACCUGACCAUGAGCGUCAACCUUCGGGCGUGCCUCGUCGCCUCACAAGUGGCCGCCGAGUCGAUGAUCCGCCGGGGCGUCAAGGGGACCAUCGUCAACGUCUCCAGCCAGGCCUCGUUGCUGGCGCUGCCCAAGCACACGGCCUACUGUGCGAGCAAGGCUGCCCUGGACAUGCUCACCAAGUCUGCAGCACUGGAGCUCGGCCCUCACGGCAUCCGGUGUAACGCCGUCAACCCGACGGUCGUCAUGACCGACCUGGGCAAGGCGGCCUGGGCGGAGGCCAAGAAGUCGGCGCCCAUGCUGGACGGCAUUCCCCUCGAGAGGUUUGCCGGUGUGGACGAGGUGGUGCAGCCGAUACUCUUCCUGCUAUCCGAGGGAGCCUCGAUGAUCAACGGGACGGUGCUGCCCGUCGAUGGCGGAUUCACGUGCGCCGCCACGCUUCGGAAGGAUGCAGUGCUGGCCGCAGAGAAGGCAUGAGGACAAGUAAUGUAGGACUUGGUCCUUGUUUUGCCUUGCCCUUGUCUGCCUGCGGAUUGUAUUGUAGUUGGUUGGUUUCAGUAGGG